ACUUGUCCUAAUCCACCAAAACGAAGUGUCAGUCUAUCACGUAAACAACUUCAAACAUCAACAACACCAACAAAUAUAAAUAAUGAGAAUAAUAACAAUGAAAAUGGUAUCGAAAGUGAAGAGGCAAACUUAGAAGCUACUGGAGAAAAUGAGUCAAAUUCAUUUAUGUCAAAUAAAUCAAAUCAUCAAAUGGAUUUAAUUACAGAUAUAUCACAGACAUUACACGAUCUGCAUAAUGAUUUUAUGGAUACGCAUAAGUCUUAUGAUAAAGUACAUUCAGCUACACUUGAACGUUUACCUUCAGCAUCAUCUUCAGCAAAAUUAGAUCUUGAAUCUUUACCACCUGGAUCAUCUUUAACUCUACCAGCGAAUUCAUCGAAUUCAUCGAGUAAUCCACGUUCUGCUUUGAAAAGUGCUGAUAGAACUGGUCCAAAAGUCAAUAAACAUCUACGCUUUACAACUCUUACUAUCAUUGCCUUAAUGUUCAUGAUAGUUAUUGUAAUAGGAAAUCCAAAUAGUGAAGAGUCAGCGGAUCGGAGCAGGCAAUACAAAAUUUCUUCAUCAAAUGAUUAUUCUGAAAAAAUUAUCAAAUGGAAUGUGAUUAAAGCUAACAUCUAUCAAAAAUCUGCAUCUUUAAACCCGUCGACAUUGAAUAAAGAAUCUAAAGCGACUACAAAGAAUACAGCAGCACCACCACCAACAACAAAUCCAAAGGCUUUCGGAUCUUCUAUCUCAACAUCUCCAUUUGUACGUGUAACAAUUUGGUUACCGAAAAAAAUGAUACCUGCAGGUGAAAUGAAUCAUGAUGAGUCUUCUAGUUUAAACAAAGAUAAAAAAUCGCCGAAUUUAACACCUCAAACUAUACAACUAUGGUUAAAUCAAACCAGUGGUACUGAAGUUCGAAUAGCUGAACCGAUCAAACGAAAUUCAAUUCAUAUUUAUGAUGUGGUUGAUACACGUCAUAUUCUUGGUACACGAAUCUGUCGUCAACGUUAUGCCUGUGAACAUUCUUGUGAUCCAGGAGCUGGACAUGCUUGUAUCUGUCAGCGUGGUUAUCGUUUGGCUGGACCAAAAGAUAGAGCACGUUUAGCAUCUAUGGGAGAUCGCAUUGGUAAUGUAGCCCUGGAAAAUGUACAAGGUCGAGUAUGUUUAGAUAUUGAUGAAUGCGAUAAACCUCAUCUUCGUCGAGAAUGUGCUCGUUUAGGAGGUGUAUGCACAAAUCGUCCUGGAGAUUACGCGUGUCUGUGUCCAACUGGUCAACCGUGUAUGAGUAAGUACGCUGGUUCUUUGAAUUUUUUUUCACUUCGUCUAACCAUAAUUAUCCUGUGGCUGCAAUUUGUUGUCAGUAAUUCACAGACUUUUGUGUUACUACAUAAAAAGUUAUACACAUGUAGAAUUGUUUGCUAUGUA
Trichobilharzia szidati is the source of this 1410-nucleotide messenger RNA. Lineage: Eukaryota; Metazoa; Platyhelminthes; Trematoda; Strigeidida; Schistosomatidae. The record is from the annotation of a GenBank genome assembly.